Solea solea (common sole) is the source of this 3364-nucleotide messenger RNA. RefSeq lists its product as uncharacterized. Gene Ontology annotation, molecular function: telomeric repeat DNA binding. The record is from RefSeq and is a predicted model, not a curated record. The transcript has 7 exons. Gene Ontology annotation, cellular component: shelterin complex. NCBI's taxonomy places the organism in Eukaryota, Metazoa, Chordata, Actinopteri, Pleuronectiformes, Soleidae. Gene Ontology annotation, biological process: telomere capping; regulation of telomere maintenance via telomere lengthening. Bases 51 to 2285 code for a protein of 744 amino acids.
ACAGGAGGAGGAGCUUGUGCUUGAAGUUGAACUUUUUGACUUGCCGGUACAUGUUCAGCAGCUCGGUGCGCGGUGCCGACGAUGAACCGGCUUAUAAACGGUACGUCGGCGCGUCGUCGCCGGUAUUUUCUUCCUGUCACGUGAUGUCUGCGGGCCGAGAGCUCGCGCUGUGGGUCGUGGAGUUUAUUUGGGCUCACGGGACCAUGGAUUUACACGUCAUCGACCUCUCCGAUUGGCCGCAUCUGGACUCACGACCUCUGACCCUCGAGGACUCGUGGAGGCUGCGAGUGGCGUCGGCGCAGGCCUCGAACAUCGUGAAGAGCAGAGACGUUGAGAACUUUGAGAGAGUGAUGCAGUUUGUUGAAGCCACUCACAGACUCGUGCCCACACUGGUGACGCCCAUCAAACACAUGAAGCUCGCGUUUGGACUGAAAACCAUGGUCAUCAUGUGGAUGCUCCGUCAGGACGCAGGAGUUGUUGACAUCGUGUUUAAAAUCAAACAGUUCUUCCCAAAUAAACUGCCUCAGUAUGAAGAUCAGUGUACUCAGCGUGAGAUGUUCCUCAUGAGGAGAAACAAUCUGGACUUCAGGGUUCUGACACAGUCGCUGGCUCUGGACAAGGACAAAUGUGACCAUUAUAUGAAGACGCAGAUGGAUACGGAGUACGGAGGACGUUACGCUCAGAGAGUGGAGGACCGGCUGCUGCACUACCUGCAGCAGCUGCAGCUCGUCUUACCUGAGCACACGUUCAUCGACCAGAUACUGAAGAAGAAAAGUCCCGUCACCGAGGACGAGAAGCUGCUGGUGGACAUCGUCACCUCAGACUCUGUAACCAUAGCAACGACACUGAGGAGGCUGCUGCACUGUGAUGCUGCUUCCUGUCAUGGAGGUGAUGUCUCUUCAUCAUUGGAGCAAAGAGCGACUGGAGCGGCAACUGAAGAGUCUGCUCCGUUUGGCAGCUCCUCAAGAGUUUCCAAAGACGGACUUUCUCUGAGGGAAAACAGCGAUAAUUCAGAUGUUCAAAGGCAUCAACCGGCAGAAGAGGGUGGUGAGAUAAUCCACAGGGUUGAGGAGAAGAGCGGCAGGAAACGUGCCUCCCCUCCACAGUUUUGCUCCAAACAUCAGCGAUGGGUGAAGAACAUGCUUCAGGAGUGUCCUGACGAGUGUUCACAAGAACCUCGGGCCAACGUGUCCUCAUCUCCACCACUGUUCCAGUCAUCUUCAUCCACCUCUUCUUCACAGGACCUCACCCCUUCAGGCCUCAUCCUGUGUCCCACCGAGCAACAGAAUCCACCCCCACAGAUGAUGGCUGCUCCGGGACAAGAAAACCCCAACGAUGAGCAGAGAGCUCCGUCAACGAGUCAAACCUCUCCAACUGAAUCUCCACCUCAGCCCUCAUCCACAGAAGCUCUUCUGCCUUCGUUGUCGCUGCUGUCCCCGGUGGUACGUCUCAUAGACAUUGCCUCCAUCAGAUGGAGUUGCCCUCAUUUUAAACCCCAACAAGCCUCUUCAAAUCCUUCAAUCGUGUCCAGAAACAAACAAGCAGCUUCCAUCUCCGGUCCUCAGACAACACCAUCUCCCUGCUGUCCUACCUCGAGGAGCAAGGACUCUUCAUUGGAUCGGUUCGAAAGUGCUGCCCCGACAAGUCCCCCAAACCCAACCAACAACCUGCAAACUGCUCCUGUAGCUCAGGAGGCAUCAACUGAUCCAACACCACCAAGGAAGCACAGAAGGACUUUAGCUGCCGUCAGACACGCACAGACUCUGGAGACUACCCGUCCGCCCUCAUCCAACCUCAGUAUCUCUUGUCCUUCUGUCAAAUUCAAGGCCUUAUCUUCAGCCUGUAACCAAAUCCGUUCAUCUCUCAGAUCUUCUCGAAAAGUUGUCUUGGAGAACUCUUCCACCUCCAGCUCUGACCGUAUUGCAGUCAGGUCUGAGAUUUGCAGAGUCCGGGCCAGGUUGUCUCUGCUGACCCAGACGCUGCUGCUGCAGUCCUCACUCCUGCAGCCUUAUGUGAGUCUUACCAGGUUGAACGCUCAGGGCUGUUCCCAAGCAACCGAGCCCAGAUCCUCAGACCAACAUGAGGAGGAGCUGGUGUCUGAAGGGAUUAAUGAAGAGGAGAGGAGCCAGGAGGACAAUCUGGAUUCUUCUUUUGAUGUGAACUCUCUUUACUCCGGUCACUCGUCGAGCAGUGAUGGCGAGGACUGCGACCCGGACUACAAACCCAGCAUGAGAAAGAAAAGACUACUCUUAAGCACAGGACACACCAGCCCAACGGCCAUCUAGCCAUCUAGCAAUUGUUGAUGACCUGAUGAUCUGAUUCCAUAGCCCUGAUGUCUAUUAUGGUUCUCAAUCAUUCAGGCGAUUGUAUCUUCAAGAGUUUGGACAAAGGAAAUGAUAGGACGAUAUUUCACCACCUGAAAGGUCCUCAACAAAACUCGAGCCAAGUCCAGUUGUCUCUAUCUACUCUCUUGAAGGUUGUUGGCAUUGACACGCCCAGUGCACUCCUAGUGCCUGUCCCAAGCCCGGAUAAAUGGUUAGGGUUGCAGGGAGGGUAUCUGGUGCUAAAUCAAAUAUGCGCAUCACUGAAGAGGACCCAAAUAAAAGGAUAACCUGUUCUUCCAGAGUGAGCGUUGGCAAUCGUGUCCAUCUGCAAACUGCAAGAUGGGGAGUGGCUUUACAAGUGGUUGGAACUAUAAGCUUCAAGUUGUCCAAAUCACACAGAACCACACGGGAAGUCAGAUUAGUAUCACGUGACCAGUGGGUGGUACUGCAAGUUUCAAUUGCAAGUUUCAAUUGAUUUUAGACAACGAUGUGCGUCGCACAUCGUUGUCUAAAAUCGAUGAAUGAACCCAGAGAUGGUCAGAGUGAGUUGCCUUCACAACAGCAGGGGAGUCUCCGGAUCAUCCAGGUGAGGUGAGGGGGGUGGAGCCUGCAGGAGGCGGGACACUCACCCAUUCAUUCACGGUGGAUUAUCCGGACAAAAUUUCCUGCUGCUUCUAUUUCAUGAGCUAACGCAGGCAGUACCUGGAGAUCAGCUGGUGGGGGAGUUUCCGGAGAAUGUGGAUCUCCAGAAUCAUAAGAACAGAGUGGUGUGAGAAAAUAAUGGGACACGACUUUAACAUCUUCAAUCACGCUUCAGAUGUCGUAUACAAUGAUGUCUAUUACAUUUGACAUUUUUGCCUUUUUAAUAAUCAACAUGUUCCUGCCCUCUGGUGGACAAAUCGUGCAAAGGUUAACGUUUGUCCAGAUGAUCUGGAAUCACAUUUUUAUAUUUUUGCACUGAAGUUUGUUGUUGUUCACGGCAGAGACGUCUAAAGUGCAAUAAAUCUGCAAUAAAAAAAGCUGCUGUGCUUUUAAAAACA